AUGGCCAGGCGCACCACCACCAGUGUGUUGGUUGUUUCGUCGUCCUCCCCCAGACUGGUCCUUCACAUGGCUCUGCCUGGUAUCCCAGGGGACUUGGUGGCAGAACACAUCUUGUCUGCUGCCAAGUCCUAUGUCCCCACUCCAAUCUUGAUGCUGGCUGUGUUCACCUUGCCAGUGACAGCACCUCUGGUUGUGGGUGAAAAAGCAACGCCUCGAGUUUUGACACCAAAGCGGCUGAAGCGACAAUUUCCCUACGCCGCGGAAGGCAAACGAUGGCCUGCCAGCGGUCGAUCCCAGCCGGCCUUCGGGCGGGAUCGCCUGCCGUGCCGUCUUCCGAGAGCGCCAAGCAGCGCUGAGAAAGGCGGGCGGGGAAGGCGCCUGCCGUGCAAUCGCAGGGCUGGGGCGGCCCUUAGCGGCGAGAGCGGGCAGCAGCGGGCGGCUCCGUCUUGCCCCUCCCAGCAGGGCCAGAGCAAGAGCGCUAUGGAGGAGGCGGAGAAGGCCGCCGCCGGGCCCAGGCGCCGCCGCCGCUCCAGCGGCCGCAGCAGCACGGAGCGAUCGCCAAGCCCCGGCCGCCUGGACGUGAGUUCGCCGCGCUUCGACCCGCUGCUGGCGCUCUACGCCGAGCGCACCCCUCUGCCUUACCCGGCCGCGCCCUGCUUCAACAAUCUGGCCGAGUACGAGAGCUUCCAGCGAGGCCUGCUCCGCGCCCCAAGACGCCAGCGAGGCUGCUCCGCCGGCACGCGCACCCGGAGCCGAGCCGGCCGGGCUCCCGCCGACCCCGAGCGCCUCCAGCGCCUCCGCAGCCUCAUGGUGGCCAAAGAGCCCGGGCCGGAGGCGGCCGAGCGGGACAGAGCGCGGGCCAGGAGGGAGCCGCGCAACGUGCUCACCAGGAUGCCCCUUCACGAAGGCAGUCCACUUGGAGAGCUUCACCGCUGUGUCCGCGAUGGUGUAAAAGUCAAUGUCCAUAUCCGAACUUUCAAAGGGCUUCGUGGAGUCUGCAGUGGUUUCUUGGUUGCAUUUGACAAGUUCUGGAAUAUGGCCUUGACUGACGUCGAUGAGACAUACCGAAAACCUGUACUGGGUAAAGCUUUCUAUGUUGAGCCACAGUUGACUCUCACUAGGCUGUUUGACAGACUCAAGCUGCAAGAAUCUUUGGUUAAAAAAGGAACUGAUUCAAAGAUGGCUGCAGAUCUGCCGGCCCUUCCGUUCGAUCCUAGGACGCUUGGGUGGAAACCUGAGUCAGGAUGGGGAAGAUCAGAGGAAGAACGUGGAGCAAAAAAGCACUCUAGCAGAGAGAGGACACGCAGCUCUAGUUUGCCUCGAACCUCUAGGAAGGAGGCUGAACUUCCUGGAAGAACCUCCCAAACAGAGGGGAAGAGCGCAAGUGCCCCAAGAGGUCGGUCAGGGAAAAAGCAGAGGCCCAAACUGGAUUAUCAGCAAGUGUUCACACGGCACAUAAACCAGAUCUUUAUUCGGGGGGAGAAUGUCUUGCUUGUUCAUCUAGCGCAUUGACCUGAUAGAUCCACCUUAUUCAAGCAGUAGAAUGAACAGCAGUGACAGCUGUGUGCUACAUUGUGUGUUGCUGUGAAACAUUAUGGCAUUAACUCUUUCCCCCUUCCUUUGACCAGAAGGGAGAGAUGGUAAUGGACUUUGGAGGCAAGAUCAUCUGGAGCCAGUUGCCAGCUUAUUUGGACUAGGAUGUGGCCCAAGGACUUUGUUGCCUUCAAAGAAACGGGUGUCCUAUGGCUUGAUGGACUCAUGGCCCGUGGAAUUUUUCAACAUUGCAAUGCUGGGAUAUGGGACAAGUCUCACUGCAUAUUUUAAGGCUGCACAGACUCAGACUACUGAUAGAUGCCAAGCACUCUGCUUUUCCUAAGUGGCUACAAAACAACCAGUGAUUUUGGUGCUUCAAUGUGGAAUGCUAGUCAUUUAAAAUCAUGGCAAAGCAUGCUUGUAAAAAUGGUAAGGGAAUGAAGAGCUCGUGGAAAGGAGGAAUGGCUGUAGGUAGUAGCUUGCUCGGACCCCCUCUCCCUCAUCCCUGCUA
Molecule: messenger RNA, 2044 nt
Organism: Elgaria multicarinata webbii
Lineage: Eukaryota; Metazoa; Chordata; Lepidosauria; Squamata; Anguidae
Gene: LSM11
Product: LSM11, U7 small nuclear RNA associated
Exons: 5
Coding region: 1-1512 (503 amino acids)
Biological process (GO): mRNA 3'-end processing by stem-loop binding and cleavage
Cellular component (GO): U7 snRNP
Molecular function (GO): U7 snRNA binding
Source: RefSeq, a predicted model, not a curated record